Molecule: messenger RNA, 426 nt
Organism: Solanum pennellii
Lineage: Eukaryota; Viridiplantae; Streptophyta; Magnoliopsida; Solanales; Solanaceae
Exons: 2
Coding region: 1-426 (141 amino acids)
Biological process (GO): DNA integration
Molecular function (GO): nucleic acid binding
Source: RefSeq, a predicted model, not a curated record
AUGGUAAAAGAUUGCUUGGAUUAUGCUCGAAGAUGUGAAUCAUGCCAAUUUCAUGCUAACUUUAUGCACCAACCUCCUGAUGUAUUACAUCCGACUGUCGCAUCUUCGCAAUUUGAUGCUUGGGAUUAUUUCUCAAAAUGGUCUGAUGCGGUAGCCCACAAAGAAGUAAAGAAGGAAAAUGUUGCAAACUUUUUGAAGGUGAAUAUCAUUUAUCAUUUUGGCGUUCCUAGUUAUAUACUAACGGAUAAUGGAAAUCCAUUGGCCAAUAAAUUGAUGGAUAAUAUCUGCAACCUUUUUGGUUUCAAGCACAGUAAUUCUUCAAUGUAUUAUGCUGCUGCAAAUGGUAUAUCUGAAGCAUUUAACAAGAUCCUGUGCAAAUUGUUAAAGAAGGUUGUCUCCAAAUCGAAAGAGAUUGGCAUGAUAUAA